Messenger RNA from Mercenaria mercenaria, 413 nucleotides. Its product is annotated as big defensin-like. The coding region runs from base 1 to 360 and encodes 119 amino acids. The transcript has 2 exons. NCBI's taxonomy places the organism in Eukaryota, Metazoa, Mollusca, Bivalvia, Venerida, Veneridae. The record is from RefSeq and is a predicted model, not a curated record.
AUGAAGAGAACAGCAAUUUACUGUAUCGUUUACAUCACUUUGCUAACAGUUACAACUCCGGCAAUAUGUCUCCUCACUGAGUCAGCGGACGAACAACAUGAAAACCAGAAAAGAUAUGCUGUCGCUGCUCUGCCACUAUAUGCAGGGGUUGCAGUUUCACCAUGGGUCUGGGCGGCGCUUAUUGCCGCUUAUGGUGUAGCAGCACUUUACGAGUAUUCCGUCUCUAGAACUUCAUCUGACAGUCACUCUUGCGCAAAUAACAGAGGCUGGUGUAGAGAUCCAUGCCAAAGCCAUGAAUAUAUUGACCAUUACAAUACUCCCGUAUGUGGAAAUCUUACUUGCUGCAGAACUAGAAUAUAAGAUUAAUUCGACGCUAUUUGUAUUUGUUUUCAAAUAAACAAGAAUAGAUUAAA